Neogale vison (American mink) is the source of this 4807-nucleotide messenger RNA. It is a transcript of the gene ARHGEF2, whose product is annotated as Rho/Rac guanine nucleotide exchange factor 2. The transcript has 27 exons. The coding region runs from base 208 to 3783 and encodes 1191 amino acids. The record is from RefSeq and is a predicted model, not a curated record. Lineage: Eukaryota; Metazoa; Chordata; Mammalia; Carnivora; Mustelidae. Gene Ontology annotation, molecular function: guanyl-nucleotide exchange factor activity; microtubule binding. Gene Ontology annotation, biological process: actin filament organization; regulation of Rho protein signal transduction; cell morphogenesis. Gene Ontology annotation, cellular component: ruffle membrane; cytoskeleton.
AUAUGAGGCAGAAGGAGCCCCAUCAGGUACAUUUGCACAGAGGGCGGAGGCCGGGAAUGAGUGACGCAGGCGCUGGGCAAAGGUGGGUCUCCCCGAAGAGGCCAGACUCCAGCUGGUCGGAGCCCGAGGAAGAAGGGUGGGAGUUCAGGACCAGAGCCUCUGUCUACCACGUACCCUCUGCAGCAGACUGGCCCGUGGGUGCCUCCCAUGAACGGAGACGUCCCAGAGGUGUUCCUCGCAGGCGGAGACCUGGUGUCCCAAGGCCACACUCGCCGCUGCCUAUCUGCAGUUGAGUCCAGAGAGCAGCUGGAGGAAGACGAGGAGGAGGAGAAGGAGGAGGAGGAGGAGGAGGAGGAGGAGGGAAAAACAGAGAAGGGAGAUGGCUUCCACUCCGUACCCCUCCGGAGGUCAGGGGCCUUCCGUGCCCAUGGCCACAACCACAGCCCGUUCAAAAGACACAGCUGGGGGCCAGGCAGGGAGCACGAGGAUCCACUGAGCAGGCACGCACUGCAGGCACCGGGAUGCACAGGCGCCAGGGAGGCCGCCUUGCUGCAGAGCCAAGAGGAGCUGGACAGCUUUCUGGGGCCGCAACGCCAAGGCAGUCAGCCCGCCCGCGCGGGUCAGAAUUGCUGUCAUCCGUCUGCCGGCGCUUUGGACCACUCGGCCCCUGGCGUGCUCUCCAAGUCUGUAUCCAUGAGUGGCAUCAGUAGCCUCUUGGGGUGCUCCGAUCCGGCUGGGACCUUAUGCCAGUCCUCCACCGCUGCCCUCAGCCAAAGCUGUAGCCAACUGGAACGGGGCUCUGGAAGCUGGACAGGCUCCCCUCUGCAGCGCACCCUCAGCUUCCUCCUGGGCAUGACCGGAAAGGCCAAGACCCGGGAAAAGGAGAAGAUGAAGGAAGCCAAGGACGCCCGCUACACCAACGGGCAUCUCUUCACUACCAUCUCGGUCUCGGGCAUGACCAUGUGCUAUGCUUGUAACAAGAGCAUCACGGCCAAGGAGGCCCUCAUCUGCCCCACCUGCAACGUGACUAUCCACAACCGCUGUAAAGACACGCUCGCCAACUGCACCAAGGUCAAACAGAAGCAACAGAAAGCCGCUCUGUUGAAGAACAACACUGCCUUGCAGUCUGUCUCCCUUCGCAGUAAGACUACCCCCCGGGAGCGGCCGAGCUCUGCCAUUUACCCCUCGGACAGCUUCCGGCAAUCCCUGCUUGGUUCCCGCCGCGGCCGCUCCUCCUUGUCGCUGGCCAAGAGUGUCUCUACCACCAACAUCGCUGGACACUUCAACGAAGAGUCCCCCCUGGGGCUGCGGCGGAUCCUGUCCCAGUCCACGGACUCCCUCAACAUGCGGAACCGGACCCUGUCCGUGGAGUCCCUCAUUGACGAAGGUGCAGAGGUGAUCUACAGCGAGCUGAUGAGUGACUUUGAGACGGAUGAGAGGGACUUCGCAGCCGACUCGUGGAGCUUGGCCGUGGACAGCAGCUUCCUGCAGCAGCAGAAGAAGGAGGUGAUGAAGCAGCAGGAUGUCAUCUACGAGCUCAUCCAGACGGAGCUGCACCACGUGCGGACGCUGAAGAUCAUGACACGGCUGUUCCGCGCGGGCAUGCUGGAGGAGCUGCAGCUCGAGCCCGGCGUGGUGCAGGGGCUGUUCCCCUGCGUGGACGAGCUCAGCGACAUCCACACGCGCUUCCUCAGCCAGCUGCUGGAACGCCGCCGCCAGUCCCUGUGCCCCGGCAGCACCCGCAACUUCGUCAUCCACCGCUUGGGUGACCUGCUCAUCAACCAGUUCUCCGGUCCCAGCGCCGAGCAGAUGCGGAAGACCUACUCGGAGUUCUGCAGCCGCCACACCAAGGCCUUAAAGCUCUACAAGGAGCUGUGCGCGCGCGACAAGCGGUUCCAGCAGUUCAUCCGGAAGGUGACGCGGUCCGCGGUGCUGAAGCGGCAUGGGGUGCAGGAGUGCAUCCUGCUGGUGACCCAGCGCGUCACCAAGUACCCGGUGCUCAUCAGCCGCAUCCUGCAGCACUCCCACGGGCCCGAGGAGGAACGCCAGGACCUGACCACAGCCCUGGGGCUGGUGAAGGAGCUGCUGUCCAACGUGGACCAGGAUGUGCACGAGCUGGAGAAGGGGGCCCGCCUGCAGGAGAUCUACCACCGCAUGGACCCGCGGGCGCAGGCCCCAGUGCCCGGCAAGGGCCCGUUCGGCCGGGAGGAGCUCCUGCGACGCAGGCUCAUCCACGACGGCUGCCUGCUGUGGAAGACGGCGACGGGCCGCUUCAAAGACGUCCUGAUGCUGCUGAUGACGGACGUGCUGCUGUUCCUGCAGGAGAAGGACCAGAAGUACAUUUUUCCCGCCCUGGACAAGCCCUCCGUGGUAUCGCUGCAGAAUCUGAUUGUGCGGGACAUCGCCAACCAGGAGAAAGGCAUGUUCCUGAUCAGCGCCGCGCCCCCUGAGAUGUACGAGGUCCACACGGCGUCCCGGGAUGACCGGAGCACCUGGAUCCGCGUCAUUCAGCAGAGCGUGCGCGUGUGCCCCUCCAGAGAGGACUUCCCCCUGAUUGAGACAGAGCACGAGGCUUACCUGCGCCGAAUCAAGAUGGAGCUUCAACAGAAAGACCAGGCCUUGGUUGAGCUGCUGCAGGAGAAGGUCGGGCUGUUUGCCGAGAUGACCCAUUUCCAGGUGGACGAGGAUGGUGGCGGCUUGACCCUGCCUGCCCUACCCAGGGGCCUUUUCCGCUCCGAGUCCCUGGAGUGCCCCCGCGGAGAGCGGCUGCUGCAGGAUGCCAUCCGUGAGGUGGAGGGUCUGAAAGACCUCCUGGUGGGGCCCGGAGUGGAGCUGCUCCUGACAGCCCGGGAACCAGCCUUGCCCGGGGACCCGGACAGCGGCGGUAGCACGAGUCCUGGGGUCACUGCCAACGGUGAGGCCGGAACCUUCAACGGCUCCACUGAGCUCUGCGGAACCGACUCGGACUCCAGCCGGAAGGUGGGGCUCCCGCAGGACCGGAACGGAAAUCAGCUGAGAGCCCCCCAGGAGGAAGCGCUGCAGCGACUGGUCAAUCUCUACGGGCUUCUGCACGGCCUCCAGGCGGCCGUGGCGCAGCAGGACACGCUGAUGGAGGCGCGGUUCCCCGAGGGCCCCGAGCGGCGGGAGAAGCUGGCGCGCGCCAACUCCCGGGACGGGGAGGCCGGCCGAGCCGCGCCCGCGCCGCCCGCGCCCGACAAGCAGGCCACCGAGCUGGCGCUCCUGCAGCGACAACACGCGCUGCUGCAGGAGGAGCUGCGGCGCUGCCGGCGGCUGGGCGAGGAGCGCGCCACCGAGGCGGGCAGCCUGGAGGCGCGGCUCCGCGAGAGCGAGCAGGCGCGCGCCCGGCUGGAGCGCGAGGCCGAGGAGGCCCGCAGGCAGCUGGCGGCGCUGGGCCACAGCGAGCCGCCCCCGGCCGAGGCCCCCUGGGCGCGCAGACCCCUGGACCCGCGGCGCCGCAGCCUCCCCGCGGGCGACGCCCUGUACCUGAGCUUCACGCCCCCGCAGCCCAGCCGAGGCCACGAGCGCCUGGAUUUGUCUGUGACCAUUCGCUCUGUCCAUCGACCCUUUGAGGACCGAGAGAGGCAGGACCUGGGCAGCCCCGAGGAGCGGCUGCAGGACAGCAGCGACCCGGACACGGGCAGCGAGGAGGAGGGGGGCUGCCGCCUGUCCCCGCCCCACAGUCCGCGAGACUUCACCCGAAUGCAGGACAUCCCAGAAGAGAUCGAGAGUCGCGACGGGGAGCCUGUGGCUUCAGAGAGCUAAGGGGGCCCCUCCCUCCGUCCUGUGCCCCCAGGAAGAACACACCAGGGGAGGCAAACUCUGGAGCCUCCAGUGUGCCGUCGGCAAGGGAACAUUCGAAAGAACUGCCGACUGCCCCUGCCGGCUCUGGGGCUCCUCGGACACCUGGGGCCGCUGGGAGGCUGGGGGGAAAUGGGCCACAGCACCUCCUGCUGGUAUCCAGGAGCUACACCACGGAUGCCAGCUUUUCAUGCCUUCUUCCCUCUACUUUAGGAAAAUUUAUUUAUUUAUUGUUUAUUAGUUACACGGGGAGUGGGGAGAUUUAGAGGACCAGGGACACGGGAACCAAGCCAUAGGGAUGAGGGGGCCUUGUCCUGCAACACUACUGGGGCUUAUUCAGGCUAAACAACGCCCCCCCUCCAGCAACACCUGAGAGGCGGUGCCAAGGACCAGGCCACCCUUCCAGAAGGGCUGUGGGCGGGGCCGUGCUCCCCUUCCCUCCCUGCUCACUGCUGCGCUCCCUUCUCUCCAUCCAUCGUGGAGACCCCAGGGAGCUAGCCUGGCUCCCUGGAGUCGGAGGCGAGGGAGUAGAGGGCAAGGUGGCGGUGAUGGCUCUGUUGGAGGGUGAGGGGAAGCCCACGGGACCAGAAUGUUCUUUGUUGUUGUUUUCUUUUUUGUACCAAAGCCAACUGCACGUGUUUUGUAUUUUUAAGAGAUGAUUGUAGGCAAUUAGAAAUCACAGCCUUCUAUCUGCGCUUAUCAGAAGAGCUUGCGGGGUGGGGGGGGAUGGCAUCCCCUCACUGGCGGUAAAGGGGGACCUACUCUGACCUCUUCUCCAGCCAUUUGGAAAACAUUUAGGGUGAGUUGGGGAAUCUCUGUGAACCCUGACCUCGUCCGCACCUCAGCAACCGUGACUGAAACCUCAUUGUGAAUUUGGGGGCUUUUCCAGUGGACCCCCAGUGCCCACCAGCCCCCGCCAUUUUCUGCCAAUUUGAUUGUUUAAAAAAGAAAAGAUAAAGCAAGGAAAAUUAAAGACCUGGAACCCCCA